GGAAAACCGAAUAUUGAAAAACUUAAGCAGCAUUUUCUCCUUGAGGGUCGAGUUACCGAUGAAGCUGCACUUAAAAUUAUCAACGACGGUGCUGCUUUACUUCGAGAGGAAGCUAAUGUUUUGGAAAUCGAUGCUCCUGUUACUGUGUGCGGUGAUAUCCACGGACAGUUUUUUGACUUAAUGAAGCUGUUUGAAGUUGGCGGACAUCCAGCCACUACAAGAUACCUGUUCCUCGGGGAUUAUGUGGAUCGCGGGUAUUUCAGCAUUGAAUGCGUGUUAUACCUGUGGGCACUGAAAAUUCUGCACCCAGCUAACUUCUUCCUCCUGCGUGGUAAUCAUGAGUGUCGACACCUUACUGAGUACUUCACCUUCAAGCAGGAAUGUCGAAUAAAGUACAACAAUGAUGUCUACAACGCUUGCAUGGAUGCGUUUGACUGUCUUCCCCUGGCGGCCCUCAUGAACCAGCAAUUCCUCUGCGUCCACGGUGGACUCUCUCCCGAAAUCCAGACCUUAGAUGACAUUCGACGGAUUGACCGUUUCAAGGAGCCUCCGGCCUACGGUUCCAUGUGCGACCUCCUCUGGUCCGAUCCUCUGGAAGACUUCGGCAAUGAGCAGAAUUCUGAGAACUUCUCUCACAACUCCGUCCGCGGGUGUUCAUACUUUUUCAGUUACUCUGCGUGCUGUGAUUUCCUUCAGACAAACAACCUUCUUUCAAUUAUCCGGGCUCAUGAAGCGCAAGACGCAGGAUACCGAAUGUAUAGGAAAAACCAGGCCACCGGAUUUCCGUCCCUCAUCACAAUCUUCAGUGCUCCCAAUUAUCUUGAUGUGUAUAACAACAAAGCCGCCAUUCUGAAGUACGAAAAUAAUGUGAUGAACAUCAGGCAGUUCAAUUGCUCUUCUCAUCCCUACUGGCUUCCCAACUUUAUGGACGUCUUCACUUGGUCUUUGCCGUUUGUCGGCGAAAAGGUAACCGAGAUGUUGGUGAAUGUACUCAAAAUCUGCUCUGAUGAUGAACUCUUGUCGGAUGCAGACGACACGUUUGAAGGUGGGACUGUGGCGGCUCGAAAGGAGGUGAUCAGAAAUAAGAUUCGAGCGAUUGGCAAGAUGGCGAGAGUUUUCACUGUGCUGAGAGAGGAGAGCGAAAGCGUGUUGGAGUUGAAAGGCCUGACCCCCAACGGAAUGCUCCCCUUCGGUGCACUCUCAGGUGGCAGAGAAACCUUGCUCACGGCGUUGUGUGGAGUGGCCCCCAAUCACAAAAUAACAUCGUUCGAGGAAGCCAAAGCGAUUGAUUUGAUCAACGAGCGGAUGCCACCUCGACAUGACAUGGGUUCGGCCAGCUCCGGUUCCAAUUGGAACUCUACUCGUGCCCGGUCCAGCUAUCACAACUCAGCGAGCGGCAACGCGGCCACCGCCUCGGCCACCUCGAAACAGAAUAAUGGCGAGAAGCCGCAUCGCAAAGCACCCUCCACCCACGAAGGCGGUGGUCGAACCCUACCGUCUCUCGAGUCACCCAACAUUGUCGAUCACCGCCACCGGUCGCCGAUUUUUGAAAUGUCAAAUUAUGAGGAGAAGGAGCAGCAACGCCUCACCCGGAUGUUAACCCACGCAGUAACAUCAUUUUCUCUGUUAGAUGACUGA
This is a messenger RNA of Mesocestoides corti, 1638 nucleotides long. Lineage: Eukaryota; Metazoa; Platyhelminthes; Cestoda; Cyclophyllidea; Mesocestoididae. The record is from the annotation of a GenBank genome assembly.